Messenger RNA from Erythranthe guttata (spotted monkey flower), 723 nucleotides. The record is from RefSeq and is a predicted model, not a curated record. NCBI's taxonomy places the organism in Eukaryota, Viridiplantae, Streptophyta, Magnoliopsida, Lamiales, Phrymaceae.
AUGCAACUGGGUCACAACGUCGAAGGGGAGGAAAUUCUCCCAGCAGAGGCGGCAGAGGUGGAAAAAAGAGGUGGCAAAGGUGGUCGUACUCCAGUUAGGCCAAACCCACAAAGAGGCCUUCACUUGGUUGAUGAAGAAACAGAUGAUGAAGAAGGAGAUCCUACCUUUGCAGAACCAGAAGCCCAAGUUCUCUCCUCAAGCUCCUCUGAAUCAUCCUCAAAUGAUUCGAUUCCACCAGCAUCAACUCAGGGGGAGACAUCUCAGUCUAACAUGGCAGCAGCACCUUCACAACAUCCUGUUUCUGAAGAUGUUGCUGCACAUGUUCCAGAAGAUGUUGUUGCACCCACUGUCUCAGCCAAUGUUUCUCAGAGUGCUGCUGAGGAUGCUGCUCCCUACCAGGAUGAAGAAAUGCCUGAUUUUUCAGGGAUGUCCUCUGCCGAGCAUGUUGACAUUCCCUCUGUUGAUGCUCAGGAUUUCACUACCACUGAAGAAACACCUUCAGCACCACAUGCAGACCCUCUGGAAGCUCUUGCAGAAGCAGCUGUUCAAGUAGAUGCAUCACCUCCUCAGGCUGAUGAACCAGAGAAAAAGUCAGACAGUGACUCGUCUGAGGAUUCCUCUCAGAUGCAGGAAGAUGCUGCCCCACGUGUUGCAUCACCUGAGCCAGCAUACAUCUCGGAUGAACUUGAAGACUCUGAAGAAGAGGAAUCUUCUGAGGAAUAG